UUGAUCGCCAAUGACCAAUCCAUCAGGCUGCACAUGUGCCUUAGCUGCAAAUCGUGGCGUUUAUGACUCGACUGAGCAUUUAGUUGUGCUUGGAUGUGAAACUCCAUGUUCUCUGCCGCCUGCAGACACACACACACAAAAGGACGUUUGCCGUCUUUGCUUCCUUCACUUUGCCUCGUGACUUGUGAAAUAUUUCUUCGAGCUGCAGAAGAUGGACCAACUCUAUAUAGUAAACAGGUUCAAGGCUCAAGAGGACCUGACAGAGACACAGAAGGUUAUUGAUCCACAGAGAAGGCUGAGAAAACUAUUAAAGCAGGCCAGUGAAAAGCAGGAAGCUAGUCGUCAUUUUCCGAAGACCCAUGAUGUGCCAUCGGAGCCUACCACACCUGACAGUGCCAUCACGACGAAGCCGAAGAAACGAAAGCGAGACCCACAAGAUUACACAGAAAAUGUCCGCAGCACAUUGAAGAAAACGCAUGAGGACGAUGGGGCCAUUACUGUACCAUCAGAAAAUAAUGUGCAUCCUGAAGAAAAAGUUGUGAAACCGAAGAAGAAAAAGAGAAAAACUGCCGGCAAAGAUAGUAAGAUUACCACACAAAUAUCCGAACAAGCGCCCACACAUUCUACUAAGGAAGGGGAGCAAAAUUGUGCAGAUGGUGCAUCAGAAAUCCACGCCGAAAGUCUGAAGGCGUCUGAUAGUACAAAGCCGCUUGUGUCAUCCGAGGCAGAAACAGAAAUCAAGGAUAAGAAAACGAGGACAAGAAGCAAAAAAAAGCUGAAGCAAAACAAAGAGAAAGCGUCCCCAGUUCAGAAUGGAGAGCUUUUUCCUGUGCUCGGCGAUAUGUCGGCAAAGCUCGGCGACACCGUGAAGAGAGUGUUGCCAGACUGGUUAUCGAAUCCCGAGGUCAUCGAGCCCAGCGUAUCGAAGGCGAAGAAGUCGACUGCACAGAUUGGUGCGCAUUCGGGGAUGCUUAGCUCGGAGAUGCUGUCCACAUUGUCCGCGAACGGCAUAAAGAGAUUGUUUCCCGUACAGGAAAAGGUGAUCCCGUGGCUCCUCUCGUCGGCCCAACAACGGUCCUUCAUCCCACCGCGCGAUGUGUGCGUAUCCGCCCCGACCGGAAGUGGUAAAACCCUCGCCUAUGUCAUCCCCAUCGUGGAAUCCCUGCGCUCCCGAGUUGUGCGCUCCGUACGUGCCGUCGUAGUCCUCCCCGUGAGAGAACUGGCUGCCCAAGUCUUUCAAGUCUUCUCAAAGUACGUUCGUGGGACAACGCUCAAGGUGCAACUCUUAACGGCGUCGAAGCCCCUCGCGGAAGAGCAGGCGCUUAUUGUUCGCAAGGGUGUGCGGGGAUACCAAAGCCUGGUGGACAUCGUAGUGACCACUCCGCACCGCCUGUUCGACCACCUGCAGCGGACGCCCGGGUUUUCCCUGCAGCACUUGCGCUUCUUCAUCCUCGACGAGGCGGACAGGGUCGUGGAGGACAUCAGACGCACGUUGAUACCGCAGGUUGAGGCCGCGGUGUUCGGAGACGACAAGGGCAACUGCUGUUGCUACGGGGAACACCGCUGCCAGCGCCUCUACAGCCAACCGCUCACUGCGUGUUCCCUGCAGCACUGUCGACAGCCGGUGCAGAAACUCCUGUAUUCCGCAACGCUUACCCAAGACCCGGAGAAACUGCAGAGCUUGAUGCUCUUUCAUCCAACGUUGUUCACUGCUUCAGCGAGUCAGCAGCAGCCAGCCGGGAUAUUUGGAGGGAAGUACACCACACCGCAAGGUCUGACCGAGUUCUACUACUCUGUGAAGGAUGCCACAAAACCCCUGGCAGUGUGGAACCUGGUGGCGAAACGUGGUUAUCGUGGGACACUGUGCUUCACCGCGAGUCGUGAAGAAGCUCACCGGUUGUCCCUCGUGCUGAACUUCAUGGGUGACAUCGAAGCUCGAGAGUUCUCCGCAGACCUGAGCACUGCAGACAGGGCGAAAGUGCUUCGGACAUUUGCUGCCGGAAAGAUAGACGUACUUGUGUGCUCGACCGUUCUUGCCCGAGGUCUGGACAUACACAACGUCCAGAACGUAAUCUGCUACGACCCACCGAAAUACAUAAAAACGUACGUCCAUCAGGUGGGGCGUACGGCCCGAGCCGGUAAGCCCGGCACGGCUAUCACACUGAUGCGUGCUGGACAAGUGGCGCGUUUUAGAGACAUGCUCUCCUCGGUCGGGAAAGAGGACGUUAAAUGCAUGGAAAUAGAAGAGGGGGCUCUUUCGCCUUUCCACCAGAAGUAUCGAGAGGCUCUCAAUCGGGCGCAGGAAGUGAUCUGCGAAGAAAGUCAGAAGAGGAAAGACAGCAAGAAGCCAAAGUUUGCAAAGAAGAACAAGAUGCCCGCAUCUGCCUUUGGCAAAAAGAAAAUUUCACACAAUCUUACAGCGAGGAAUCAAAAGUUACGGAGGGAGCGUUAACUGAUAUGUCGAACUGCUAGUCCUCCAUCGAGUACUAGACAACACAAAGUGACAACACCCCACAAGCAGCGCCCUAACAACAAAGGUUGCGGUGAAGGAUAAAUAGUAUGCUCGGGCAGAGGUGCAGUGCUGCACUUUAUUGUUUACAAGCUUUACUAUACAUUGUUCUGUACAUGAUGCAGUGUUUUGUAAAGUUCCUCUAACAACGACGACUAAAAAGCCCUCACGCCAAGAAACUUCUGUCCGUGCAUACGGCACUUGGAAGAAUUUUCUGCUCCUAUUGGCCAGAGUUCAACGACCGACUUCCCAAGUGGUUGGAGACGCAUCCCUUCAUCUUCCAGUACCACGAGCUUAUGCUGGUGUCUUCCAGCAUUUCCUUGAACGCCGUACAGCCUUCGACAGAGUUUAGCACUCCGUACACGGCCUGACGGGAAAACGAAAAUAAAUUAAUUAAUGCGAGGAAUGUACUACUAUUGGGUAUUCAACGCGAGCAAAGUAGUGAGGCGUGGUCUUGAUUGCUGUUGGGAAAUAAAACACAUUUUAUAGAAUUCA
Ornithodoros turicata is the source of this 3004-nucleotide messenger RNA. RefSeq names its product ATP-dependent RNA helicase DDX51-like (gene Dbp73D). The coding region runs from base 212 to 2452 and encodes 746 amino acids. The transcript has 2 exons. Gene Ontology annotation, molecular function: ATP binding; nucleic acid binding. Lineage: Eukaryota; Metazoa; Arthropoda; Arachnida; Ixodida; Argasidae. The record is from RefSeq and is a predicted model, not a curated record.